Molecule: messenger RNA, 1365 nt
Organism: Centropristis striata (black sea bass)
Lineage: Eukaryota; Metazoa; Chordata; Actinopteri; Perciformes; Serranidae
Gene: anxa13l
Product: annexin A13, like
Exons: 11
Coding region: 142-1092 (316 amino acids)
Cellular component (GO): cytoplasm
Molecular function (GO): calcium ion binding; calcium-dependent phospholipid binding
Source: RefSeq, a predicted model, not a curated record
CAGGGCUGCGUCCUCUCAGGAACAACUUGCGACUCGACCUGACGAGCAUCACAUCAACUAACCGAGCAGCUCCACAUCAGAGCACACAGCUUUUCAUUUCAUUUUGUCACUUUAUAACUGGACAGAGCGGUCUGGAACAGCAUGGGCAACGUACAGCCCACCAUAGUCCCAUAUGAUGACUUCGAUGUCACCGCUGACAUCAAGGCGAUCAGAAAAGCUUGUAAAGGUUUUGGCACAGACGAAGAGGCCAUUAUUCAGAUUCUGGCCAACCGUUCUGCAGCUCAGCGUGUGGAGAUCAAGCAGGCCUACUUUGAGAAGUACGACGAUGAGUUGGAGGAGGUCCUAAAGAAGGAGCUGACAGGUAGUUUUGAGAAUGCCACCAUAGCCAUGUUGGAGCCUCCUAAUAUUUACUUCGCCAAGGAGCUGAGGAAGGCCAUGAAGGGAGCGGGAACGGACGAAGCUGUGCUGGUAGAGAUCCUGUGCACAGCCACCAAUGAGGACAUCAUGAGCUACAAGCAGACGUAUGCCCAGGUUCAUGAGCGGGACUUGGACGCAGAUAUUGAGGGUGAUACCAGCGGAGACGUGAGGAACCUGCUGAUAUCACUGCUGCAGGCGAGCAGAGACGAGGGCUAUGAAGUGGAUGAGGAUUUAGCCGAACAGGAUGCCACAUCUUUGUUUGAGGCAGGAGAAGGCAGGUUUGGCACAGACGAGUCAACCUUCACCUUCAUCCUGACACACAGAAACUACAUGCAGCUCCAGGCCACCUUCAAGGCCUACGAGGCGCUUUCAGGAACAGACAUUUUAGACACUAUUAACUCUGAAGCGACAGGAACUCUCCAGGACUGCUACGUUACUUUGGUCAGGUGUGCUAAGAACCCUCAGCUGUAUUUUGCACGACGCCUCAAUGCCGCCAUGAAGGGACUGGGCACUGAUGAGGACACACUCAUUCGCAUCAUUGUAGGACGCUCUGAGAUCGACCUGGAGACGGUGAAGGACAUGUACCUGGAGAAAUACGACGUUACCCUGAAAGACGCUCUGGAUUCAGAGUGCGGUGGAGACUUCAAGCGCCUCCUCAUCGAGAUCCUGCACUAAAACUUCUCACCUUCUUCCUACAGGCCCUAUUUUAACCAAAGUGACAGUCCGUGUACCCACUCAUCCUUCCUCCUCUUCUUUACAGAUCCUCAUUCACUUUGUUAUUCUGAGAGUCAGUUCUCAUUGCAGCAUGGACCAAAAAACAACUAUUCAUAGUCUUUAAAUACAGUUUUGCCAAGAAAUUUACACUCGGUGGGAAUUCUCUCACAUACAAUAGAGGUACAUUGUGAUGUUUGUUAUGCCUUUGACAAUAUACUAUAUGAAACUUGUGCA